Molecule: messenger RNA, 429 nt
Organism: Argiope bruennichi
Lineage: Eukaryota; Metazoa; Arthropoda; Arachnida; Araneae; Araneidae
Gene: Nop10
Product: H/ACA ribonucleoprotein complex subunit 3-like
Exons: 4
Coding region: 101-295 (64 amino acids)
Biological process (GO): rRNA pseudouridine synthesis; positive regulation of telomerase RNA localization to Cajal body; snRNA pseudouridine synthesis
Cellular component (GO): box H/ACA telomerase RNP complex; box H/ACA snoRNP complex
Molecular function (GO): telomerase RNA binding; box H/ACA snoRNA binding
Source: RefSeq, a predicted model, not a curated record
UUUAAGCUGAAGAAACAGUGAAAAACGUGCUCCGAGAUUGAUUGAGAUUGCUCGCUAAAAAUUGGUUAUUUCAAGUUACAGCUGUUUAAUUAUAUACAAAAUGUUGUUGAUGUAUUAUUUGAACGAAAAUGGAGAUCGUGUUUAUACACUAAAUAAAGUGGAUCCCAUUGGAAAACCAACCCUUUCUGCUCACCCAGCUCGAUUUUCUCCAGUAGAUCCUUAUAGUAGACAGAGAAUCAUGAUCAAGAAGAGAUUUAAUUUAUUGCCAACACAGCAAAUGAAACUUGCUUGUUAAGGGACAAUAUGAAAUUGUAUCAUCAAGUAAAUGGAAAUUAAAAUGUAAAUUUUGCUCAGAGCAGCAUUAUGUGACAAAUUGUCUUCAUUGUAUUCAUGUACCUUAUGUUUCAUCAAUAAAAAAUUGUUUCUGGA